CUGAAUUUCGGUAUGAGACUAAUCAGCGCUUGUUCGAUCUCAGUCUUUCUCUACACAGAGUGACUCUUGUUCUUUCCCUGCAACCGUUAUGUCCCGGAUCCUCAAAUCGGUGGAUUACGAGGUAUUUGGCCGGGUUCAAGGAGUUUGUUUCAGAAUGUACACAGAGGAUAAAGCUAGGAAAGCGGGUAUAGUUGGCUGGGUUAAAAAUACCAGACAAGGAACGGUUACUGGACAAGUGCAAGGUCCAGAAGAGAAAGUGAAUGAGAUAAAUGCAGUCCAACUAGAAUCAGCCAGCAAGAAAAACAAUGUUAUCCUUCUUACAAUCUAAUGAGGACUGAGAGAUGGAGAAGAAACUCAGCAAAACGAAACACUUACAAUGCUAAUGUUAUCAUUUGUAAAUGUAAUAUACAAUUUAAUACAUUAGGAGUAUAUAUUGGUAUAAAACUCUUAUGUACAUAUUAAAGCAUUCAACGCCUUCCUCUGUUGUUUUUAUCAUAACUUAAUUGGAACCCUCUCAGUAUUUAGAGAGAAUAAAUAAGGGAAGAGCAAACAGCCUUGUUCGCUUCUUCACCCAUCUGCAGCCAGUCUGUUUUUGCCAUAUUCUGUCUGUACUGUGGCUUCCUGACCUGGGUAUAGGUUUUGCAUGAAAACAGUGAGGUAGUCAGAUGUCUGAAAUAAAGAGGUUGGGACAAGUUUAAGAUGACAGUUGUUUGAUAGAAAGAAUGGUGGAAGGCUCAGGUGUACGUUUUUGUUGUUUUCAAUUUCUUCUUUAUUUCUUAUUUUCUAUCUUUGUUCUUAUGUGUAGUUUAUUACAUUAAAAAUUUCUAAUUAUAAAAGGUGUUAUUGGAUUUCUGUUUUCCUAAAGACACUGCACACGACACAAUGAAAGGUCUUUCUAUAACCAUCAAAGCACAUGCUGAUUCUUUUUUAGUGUUCUUUAGUGGUAAUUAAUUUCUCAAUGAUCCAGCAUGCAUCAGCAAUAAUGUCUUAUAUUGCUUGCUUGACCUUUUCUAAAGCUACAGUAGUUUGAACAUCUGUCUUUUCUCUUUUCAUGAGGGCUUUAAUUUAGGUUGGAUGAUCCUAAGCAUUCUUUUGCUGUCAUGUCAAAAAAGUGUAUUGUAUAAUAGUUUGCAUACUCUAUGUCUCUUUUUUGUAUUGGAAUGUAGGUUGACCUCUUCCAAUUGAUGGGCUAUUGUGAUGUUCUCCAGAUUUGCUGCCAUAAUUUGGCUAGAACCUUUAUUAAUUCUU
Thamnophis sirtalis is the source of this 1248-nucleotide messenger RNA. It is a transcript of the gene ACYP2, whose product is annotated as acylphosphatase 2. The record is from RefSeq and is a predicted model, not a curated record. Gene Ontology annotation, molecular function: acylphosphatase activity. NCBI's taxonomy places the organism in Eukaryota, Metazoa, Chordata, Lepidosauria, Squamata, Natricidae.